This is a messenger RNA of Caenorhabditis bovis, 972 nucleotides long. The record is from the annotation of a GenBank genome assembly. Lineage: Eukaryota; Metazoa; Nematoda; Chromadorea; Rhabditida; Rhabditidae.
AUGAUGAUCAACGACUCCAUCAAUUGUACUCUGUGGAUGCAAGAGUUCGUUGGAUUAUACACUGUCGGAAUCUAUGCCCCCCUGGUUGCGAUCUAUAUCGUCGUCGCUGUUCUUUUUCUAAAACAUCUAAACUCAUUCCAUCCAUUAUUUGUCAUCUCGUUCUUCCUCAUUCUUCUUGCAUACACUGUUUAUAAUUUUAUACUGUUUUUUCGCAACUUGAUUGAAUUCUUUUUCAUUGACGAUGUAACGUUUGCAAUAUUGGAAAUGAUAUUUACCGUUGCGCAUUAUUAUACCCAGCCCAUAGUGAUUCUGGCACUUUUUGAACGCUUAGCAGCCACUGUUUUGGUGACAGAAUACGAGCAAACCUGUCAUUGGUUUAUCUACUCGAUCGGUCAAGCUUUAUGUGUUAUUGUGGUUGUAUUUAUGUGUAUUUACAAAGCCAGUGGGGUCGCAAUUGUCAACAAUAUUCAAAUAAUUCUCUCAAUUAUCAUAGCCAUUGUUUUAAUCAUUUUAUUUCUGGUAAACAAACGAAAAACCGAAUUAGCGAUGGGGCGAUUGUCGUUGACUACUCGAUACCAAUUAGCCGAGAAUAUCAAAGCUCUAAGAAUAUUUGUUCCGUUCAUUCUUCUUGACAAUGUCAUCGCUAUAAUGUUUGUCGUAACAUCUUAUGUAAUUGGAGUAGGUCGUUCUUUUGAUAACAACGCGUGUAGGGCGUCUCCUAAUUAUUGGAUUAUCUUUACAAUUCUCAGAACAAUCGCAAUAGUCCUUCAAAUUUCUAUGGCAAUAAUUGUGAUCUACCAGCAUGAAUCGAUGCAUUUCUGCAAGAGGGUUUCCAGGAGGAAUCAAUCAACGGACGGAGUGACAACUCACAAAAAAGUAGUAGAGAUCAGAAAUGUCCUUGGGAAAAACGUCGCUAAAAAGGAGACAGCCGAAAAUUAUUUUGCCAUUCUUCAAUCUCAAUGGGUUCGAUAA